CAGCGCUAUGUAAGUCUGUUGGUGUAUCUGACAGUGCUAUGUAAGUCUGUUGGUGUAUCUGACAGUGCUAUGUAAGUCUGUUGGUGUAUCUGACAGCGCUAUGUAAGUCUGUUGGUGUAUCUGACAGCACUAUGUAGGUAAAGACCUAUAGGACAGUAUGAUGGCAUAAGUGACUUGUCUGUACAAUUGCAAAUGUCAAAGACUGUGACUGCAUGAGUGACUUGCUUAUACGGCUACAAAUUGACAUGACGUAAGAGACUGAGAUGGCAUGAGUGACUUGCUUAUACGGCUACAAAUUGACAUGACGUAGGAGACUGAGAUGGCAUGAGUGACUUGCUUAUACGGCUACAAAUUGACAUGACGUAAGAGACUGAGAUGGCAUGAGUGACUUGCUUAUACGGCUACAAAUUGACAUGACGUAGGAGACUGAGAUGGCAUGAGUGACUUGCUUAUACGGCUACAAAUUGACAUGACGUAAGAGACUGAGGUGGCAUGAGUGACUUGUCUGUGCAAAUACAUAAUGCAUGAUUCUUAGAUGUAUUUUAGUUUUUUUAUGUAUGUGCAUGUGUGAGGGAAGAAAAGGUUAGGCAUACCCUGAUUGAUAGCUAGCAAGCCUGUAUGUGAGGGAUGAAAAGGUGAGUCAUACCGACUGACAGCAAACAAGAGAAAGGGAGGAAAAGCUGAGUCCUACCUGACUGACAGUAACUUUUCUCACCUUCCCCCCAAACCCACACCUACCCUGCCUUAGGGUUCCUGCCUUAGGUUUCAUACCUUAUCCAGGUUAACAGGUGCCUCCUGGAGCUGCAGUGUAGUGAAGUAAAUAGAAGUUACCUCCUCACUGGAGAAAGAUUAUUUAAUCUCAAUAUUUCAUCAGAUUAAAGUGACAGAGUUUAUCUGAGUCUGCAAAGCUUUGCAAUAUAACUUGCAGCAAAGGCCACUGUGCUGGGCACCCAACAUGACUACUAGGCAAGUCCCUGCUGCUACGGCAGUCUGAUCCAGAUAAAUGUUGCUAAAGGCUGCAUUACGACACCUUUUCUGACCCUUUGUUUUGGCUCUCCUGCUUUUGCUUGAAGGAAAGUGAAGAUUUUAAAGCGAUACUCUUCUAUCCAGUCAGGUAAAAGAAUUUAUCAGGAAUCUCUGUAUUAUCCACUCAAUAGCUAAACCUUUAAUUCCCAUAUUUGCCUUGUUCUCUUCUUAUUUCAUUUGACUGCAUGCUAAAUAGCAACACAAGGGAUAGCUCUCUUUGCGAGACACUAAAUCAUAAAGUGAAUCCAAAAAGCUUAACAACUGAUCAUAAUAAUCAGACUGAAACUGUGCUUAAUGAAUUUAACCUUUAAAUAAACAUCCUUAACUUUUCUAUUCUUAAAAAUGGCAACUUCAUAAGUGACAAUUUUAUGCAUGGCAUGGCACAAAACUAUAUAAUGAAAAGAAAGUGGAAUUAUUGUGUGAACAUUCUACUUAAAUAUAUUUCCAGUUCCACAAAGCCUCAUACGGCCUUUUAAUGAGGACACACAAGAGACAGGCCUGUGGAAUGAGAAGUUAUGGCUGCAGGGGAAAGUCAGAUGGACAGUCCACCCCUAAACAAAGAUUUAAAAAUUCUAACAGCAGAUGACAGGAAAUAUAAAAUAGAAAGGCCUGACAAGAGGCUGACAUAGAAAAUAUGACACAGGCCUGACAACAAGAUAAUAGAGAAAUCAUCUAAAGACAGAAAGGCCUGACAACAAGGUGACAGAAAAUAUCAGACAGGCCUGACAAGAACAUUUCAGAGAAAGCCUCCUUAGACAGACAGCCUGACAACAAGAUGACCAAGAUGAUAGAUGUGACAAGCCUACAGAUCAGCAAGACAUGAAAUGUCCCCAUUACAACUACUGAAGACUCCUUACUCUUUUUUCAGAUUGUUCUUACACAAAAUGUCACAAAAGACAAAAUCCCUUCAACAGUAUUACAAGAACUUGUUGCACAGGGAGCAGGCGUUUUUUGAGCUGCUGGCACGAAACAUCAUGCUGGGACCACUUCGUCAAGACCACACCCAGCUACAGGUAAAGUUACUGAAGGAUCAUGAUCUUGGCCAAGUGAUGGGUAAAUUUAAACUAAAUGGGGAUGAAAGCCUCUUGCAGCUGACUGUCAACUUCCAUGGUGACAUCAACAUCAUGACGCAGCUGGCAUCGCUGUGCCCAAAUCUGUUGUUGCUGCAGCGACAGGGCGAGUAUGAGGGUCAAACAGUGCUACACACCGCCAUCAGCAAGCAGAACCUCAAUGUUGCACAAGCAAUCCUUGCCCACCCUGCUCUCAAAAACCCAUGGUUUCUUCUUCACGCUAAGGCUACAGGACCUCGAUUUAAAGAAACUGUCAUGAUGGGUGAGCUGCCCUUGUCCGUGGCAGCCCUGACUUUCAACCUGGAAAUGGUGGACUUGCUGGUAAGCUGUGGUGCCUGUCUACACGCUACAAACACCUGGGGUGACACAGUCUUCCACUCCCUCAUUCGCUUUGCUGCCCUGUACCCAGAGAGACUUGGUAGCGUGGAGACAGCAAUGUGGGCUCUGCACCAACGUGUUCUGUCCUCACCACUACCUGCCCAGCCCCACCACUUCAAGUUUCCUCAUGUACAGGUGCAGCCUAUCUCUGUGUGGCUGGUGAAGAACAGAGAGGGACUAACAGCAUUACAGUUGGCAGCACUGCUAGCUCAGCCCUCACUGUUCAAGAUAGUACUGGAACUGAAAGGCAUCUACUGUCACCUAGAUAAACAUGAUGGGCUGUACGACUCUCUGCUGUAUGAUGUCACUGAAAUAGACCCAGUUGCCUACAAACAGUGGCACCUGGAGAACUCAAGAAGUGCUGGAAGAAACAAAGUGUCAUCUGAACAUGCUAUGGGGUUGCCUUCACCCACACACAGCUACUGGCCUGAAAUCAGCUGUUGUCCACCAACAGAUCCGAGUCCACCCACAUCAGCAACCUCCACAGGCAGUCACACCCUUUCUGUGUUAGAGCUCAUCUGUGAGACAGGGCGGGUACAAGAAGCCUUCCAGCUUCUGAACACCUACGUUGUGCGCAAAAUCCUUCAAAGCAAGUGGCACCAUUACUGCUGGUGGUUUGCUGGAUGGGCGCUCUUUCACAUUGUCUUCAUGAUCUUACUGACAGUAUAUGCAAUCUACAAAGCCAGGCUUAUCCCACUACCAGAGACAUCUGGCAACAAUUUCUCUCCUGACCCUAGUACAGUUUCCCCUGAAGCAGAUGUCACUAAUGGUUUUGCUCACAAGGACUUUGUCACAUCUGUGGCUAUACUGAACAUGCCAUUGGCUGCUGGCUAUGUAUUCUGGGAAAUAGUAAGACAAUGGAGAAGACAGCCACUAAAGCUGAUGCUUAUUCAUCACAAUGGGCUCUAUCGACUCCAGCUCCUCGUCUUUGCUCUUUGUCUGCUGGCAGAUAGUAUCUGGUAUUUCACAGGCCCAGUCAACAAUCAUCUACUGGUGCUAGCACUGCUGGUGGGCUGGUGGUUUACAACAUUUUUCUUGCGACCCUUCAGAAAGUUUAGUUUCUUCACUGUCAUGGUGCAGAAGAUUUUUCUUGGAGACAUGCUAAGGUUCUCCAGCAUAAUCAUCUUGGAGUUGGUGGCAUUCUCUGUUGCUAUGUACAUCACCUACCUGCCAUCACCUGGUGGGCCACCUGAAGAAUUUGAACACCUGGGAACAACACUUCUGACCAUGUUUAAGCUGAUGCUAGGUUUAAAUGAUGUCGGUAUCCUGUACCAAGCACCGCACCCAUGGGUGGCCAUCACACUUUACGUUCUCUUUGCUCUCCUGACCUUUGUGAUAAUGUUCAACACCCUCAUUGCCAUGAUGUCCAACACAUGUUCUCUGGUGGCGGACAACAAGGACAGUCAGUGGCAGCUGCAGCGCCUCUCUAUCAUCCUACUGAUGGAGAGCAUGCUGCCAAGCCAACGGUUUACCCUCAACUGUGGCAAACAUAACUAUGUGGCACGGUAUGACCUACAGCAAGAGCGCAUGAUUCAGGAAGUUCGAUUUUUUUUCAAAGUCUCGUGUGUACAGACAAGCUACAGUGAUGGGCAUGCCAUCUUGAAACGCCAGAACACACUGCAGACCAAGAGAUUUGAUAGCGUCCAUGCUGGCUUAGCUCCCCUGGAUCAAGAUCAGCACCUUGACCUUUUAACCUCGCUGACUCAGCAGUGCAUGCUACAGGAUGUGGACCACAUAAUUGGAAAGGGAGAGCCUGAUCACUUUGCGGACCAAUCAACUUACAAUAAGCUCCUAAUUCAACAUCCAGGAAAGCUGUUAUCUGCCAAAAGAGCACAGGACCCAAAAGUUUCUCAAAAUGCAUCAGACAGGCAGCAGGGUCUUGCCAGUGACUACACAGCACUGCGUCAGUUGAUAUCACAAACCAAUCAUGAAGCCAACAGCUACAGAUGGGACAGCAGCAAAGGUCAGCUGCAAGAGAGUCAAGAUCAAGAGGGUGGCCUCAUAAAGGUCAUCACCAGACUUCCCCUUCAAGAGGCUUUCUCCAAGGAUGAUCCUGAGGCUGCUCCAAUUUUUUCAUCAACAGAAAACCCAACAUUGAUUCUACAGCAAACUGACAAAGCUGAAGACAAAAUUGCAGUAAAUCAAAAGCGAAAAUGCCAUAUAAGUGAGCAAGGACACAAAGGCCAACGACUGAAGUCCACUCGCGCCACCAACCUUGUGUCCGAAUACAAAAGAGAUCAUAACAGAAGGAAACCCUGUGUAGAGGAAAAGCCUCCCCUUGGCAAGUCUCUCCCGGGAUUUGACUGGCAGAGCAAAUGUACAGGGUCAGAGGUUAACAGAGGGCACCUAGUGCAGCACCGACCAUCUUCUCCUGAAGUCUUUACCAUCUCUGACUGCCAUGAUGGUCAACUCUAGGGCCUAGAUCAUCACAGGACACAUUCCGACACUGGCAUAGCUGUCAGCCCUCGCACCUAACCCACCACACGAUACAUUUUGACUGGCAUAAAUCUAUCAACCCUCAGGCCUAGCCCACCAUAAACCAACAGGCACAAUUUUGAUACAGACUAUUAGGUGUCUCCCUUCCAAGUAAUGUAAAGAAGAGGUUUAUUUUUGUCUUCGUGUUACUCAGUAUUAUUACAACCCCUGAUGUUAUAAAAAUGGAAUCACCAGAAACAUUUUCUACUUGAUUCUUCUGCCCCCAGAUGAUAACGGCAAAAUAAUAUUCUUGUAUCAGCAACAAUGUCCCUGCUGCAGCCUAUUCUAUAACAUUCCCUUGGGAACAUGUAUAUACAGGCGGACCUCGAUAAGUCGAACUCAAAGGGACUCGAAAAAAAAUUCGACUUACGGAGUUUUCAAGUUAGGGAAAAUGGCGUAAUAGGCGCAGGUAUUUGGCCGGGAACUAACAAUUAAUUCGAUAUAGGGAGGUUUUCGACUUAGGGAAGGUCGACUUAUCGAGGUCCAACUGUACUGACAUUCUCUUUGUUCACAGACUGUCAAUUUUGUGCUUGAAAGACUGCUGACUUUCUUUCUGAUGGCCUAUUGAUAUCUAUACAUUUGCUAAUACUGAUACCAAACUCUGUACAGGGCUGCCAAUGGCUAAGUUAAUGGCUUGUAUAAAGACUACUGAUUGUGCAUUUAUCAUGUCAACUGUCGACUAUCAGCAGAAUGCAUGCUUAGUGUAUUAUAUUUCAGUAUAUUUCGUGUGUGUGUGUGUAAACUGUCCUUUGAUGAAAGACAAUAUUGUUGACACUACUGUGGUGUGAUUGAUAAUUUAUACAUACAUUGCAUAAAGUGAAAUUUUAUAUUUAUGCAGUGUAAUUUCAUAAAUAUGUAUGCAGUUUCAUAUUUAUGCAUAUUUGACAGAGAUGCAACAAGCACAUUACACAUGCAAUCAUUAAGUGAUGAAUAUGUGAUGACCAAUAAAUGAUGUGUGAUGACUAAUAAUUUCAUCAGUGACAAAUAAUGUGAUGACCAACAAUUUCACAAAGUAAUAAAUGAUGUGUGAUGA
This is a messenger RNA of Pomacea canaliculata, 5982 nucleotides long. Its product is annotated as transient receptor potential cation channel subfamily V member 6-like. Gene Ontology annotation, biological process: calcium ion import across plasma membrane. Gene Ontology annotation, molecular function: calcium channel activity; protein binding. Gene Ontology annotation, cellular component: membrane. The transcript is spliced from 7 exons. Bases 1851 to 4889 code for a protein of 1012 amino acids. The record is from RefSeq and is a predicted model, not a curated record. NCBI's taxonomy places the organism in Eukaryota, Metazoa, Mollusca, Gastropoda, Architaenioglossa, Ampullariidae.